Molecule: messenger RNA, 4271 nt
Organism: Rotaria sp. Silwood1
Lineage: Eukaryota; Metazoa; Rotifera; Eurotatoria; Philodinida; Philodinidae
Source: the annotation of a GenBank genome assembly
AUGUUUAUAUGGGCGCAAUAUCAUAAUGAUCCUGGUGGUUUUUAUCUUAAAAAUAUUGAUCCAAAUUUUUGUGCACAUUACAAAUAUAUAAAACUUCGUGAUGAUAUUUUAAUUAUUGGUUAUGAUAAUUUAACAUUAAGUAAUGAUUGAUAUCAUACUGAUCUUGAAUAUAUAACAAAUAUUGGUUUAUAUGAUAAAAUUAUAAAACAAAUGAAAAGAAAAAAACAAAAUGAAAAAUGACGAAUCAAAAUAUGAAAUGUUUACAAAUCGAUGGACGACAAGUAUAAUGUUAAUUCAUAUUUUUUAAAAUAUUUUAUUUUUAUAUUCAAUAUGAUAUUUGAUGAUGGGCAAUUUAGUGUUCUAUUAGAUGAUGGUACUACUAAUGCAUUAAUAUAAGAUAACAGUAAAUAAAUAUGAUUAACAUAAAAAAAGAAAAUUGUUUUAUUUUAAAAACAAGUAAGUUCUUUCUGCUAUUAAUCAAAUUCUUCAACAAAUUGAUGACGUUCUUCGUAUGAACGGUUGUUUUAUAUGUAUAACAUUUGCUCAAAAACAUAUGCUUAAUUAUAUAUUACAAUAUUUGUUUAAUAACAAGUAUGAUAGUAGUUUGAGAAAUAAAAUAUGUUAAAAAUAAACAUUCUUUCGAUCAUGACUUCUUUAUUAUCAUCAUAUUCAUACAAGAAAAUCAUUUGUGUUAUCUGCAUUUGUAUUUGUUUUUACAAAAAUAACAAUGAAAAAUCCAGUAUGUUGAAGUUAAUUAUAUAGACCAUACUGUUUAUUAAUAUAAAAUAUUCUUAAAAAUUUAAUAAAUCAAGAGAAAAAUUUUUAGAAAAUUUUAAAGACAUUUUCACUUUUUAUAAGCAAAAUUUUGCCAUAACUUGCCACUAGAAGCUCGUAGCUUUAAGGAGGCUUCGCUAUGAGACUGUUUUCCUGAUUUUUUAAUAGCGACCUGAUUUUCCUGUUUUUGAUUGAAAAUCGUGAUUUUAUCCUAACUUUUUAUGAUUCAUCUCUAUAGAACUAAAUUUACACAAUUAUGACGCGUUCUUUUUUUAUACUAACACGGAAACAUUUUCAACUGUCCAAUCGCUUUUGAGUUCGAAUUCUGCGCACGAGGUAGAUCGCAGUAAGAUGCGAAAAAUUUCACAAGGAUAAGUACCCAUGGAUAUUUUGUCCAGUGUUAUAAGGAUUUUACUGGAAUUUUAGUCUGUGGCACGGUAUAUACCAUUAGAUCGAAUGACGAUAUUUUGACCUGAAAUUGUUUCUACAGAUAGAUCCAUUUAUGAGUAGAAUGAACUUAAAAUUUCAACUAAAAAAUAUUUUCUUUCCGAGAUGUUAAACUCCUCAAAAUCACUGCUAUCCCACCCACGAUACUACAAUUUUCUGUUUUUUUUUGCAGUUUAAUAUUGAGAGAAGAAAAAAUUAUUUUGAGUUAAAAUGUUUCAGAUAUUCUACUCAUAAACAGACCUAUCUGUAAAGAGAAUUUUAGGUUGAAAUACCGUCAUUCGAUUUAUUGGUAUAUACCAUGUCAUAGACUAAAAUUCCAGUAAAACGCUUAUAGCUUUAGAUGGAAGGCCUAUGGGUACUAUCAUUUUUGAAAUUUUUCAUAUAUCACUGGGGGGGGGGGGGGGGGGUCUAGCUAGUGAACAGAAUCCAAACUCAGCAACGAUUUGGCAGUUGAAAACUUUCCCUCGUAAGAUCAUCUCUAUUAUACACAAUACAUUAGAAUGAAUUAGCUAUUUUGCCUUUUUAUAAGCCAUCGAGAACAAAUUCAAUUGAUAUUUUCUAAUCUAAGCAACCAUUUUGAAUAAAAUUCGGUGCUUUUCGACAUUUGAGAAGAUCUAAUUCAAAAGGAUAGAUCUUCCAGAGAUAAAUGUUUAUAACAUUGUAUUAGUUUAAUAUAUGGAGUGGAACACAAACUAAACUAAACAAUAAGAAAGAAAGUACGAAAAGAAUGAAGCACGAUUAAUAGUGUGUAUCUAAAGAAUAUCACUUCGUUGUAGAACAUAUUCCUUCUCAAUUAGUUAUGACAUUUAUUGAAGCAACAUAAUAUGUUUUAGUUUCAAUUAAUCAUCAGUACUUCAUACAUUUUUAUGCAGAUUUGCUUCUAAAUAGCAAUAUCAGAAUAAAUUUUACGAUGUUCUGAUUUUUACCAAAAUUCUUAAGUUUUUCUUGAAUAUUCUUCUGUCUGUUUUCCUCAUUUCGACACAUAGGGCGUUGUGAAACCUGUUUUAGAUUUUCUUUAGUCAUACAGAAAGCAAUCUACAUCGUACUGCAUCAUUUCUCGUUAUUAGUACAGUUUCUUAUUGAAUCUUAUCAAGAUGAUUGACCAUUUUUUUCAAUAGUAUUACAUAUCUCCAAACUCAUAUUUUCUGAAGGUUAUUUUUUAUUAUUCGACGUUGUUAGAAAAAGAGAUUAUCGAAUAAUAAAUUAUUGAAUAUAGAGCAGUAAAUGCUGAAGAGAAAAACAGUGAAAUUAAGAACAUUGAAUAGAAAAAUUUGAAAGAAAAAUCUCAAAAAGGCGAAUGGCAAAAAUAAAGUUUUUGCUGUUCCAUGAAUAUUCAUGAAAAGAAAUAUUUUAUAUAUAAGAAAGAUCGAACAGUGCAAGUCGCCGUUUCGGAUAGGAUUUAUAGCAGGUUGUAGAGUUCGACACUAUCCUCAUGAUGAUAUUAAACGUUCAUUCUCAUAGAUUAUCUUUGAGAAAUUAGAAAAAUUUCAACUUCAGAAAUGUCGUUCGUUGAGAAAGGACGGAACCGAAUAUGCUAGCAAAAUUGGUCCUAUUUAAAAUUUCUUUCGUUUUUCUUCAUUAUUCAAGUAGACUCUGAAGCCAUAUCUUGUGUAUAGAUCACUCUAAGUGUGUCCUAACAAAGUGCAAAGACAAGAAGACUUGAAAUGUUUGAUCAAUAUCUUUUAAUAAAGCCACAAUGGUAUUUCUAUACCAAUACUUUUGAGUUUUUUAAAAGGUAUUGAUCAAACAUUUCAAAUCUUCUUGUCUUUGCACUUUGUUAGGGCAUACUUAGAGCGAUCUAUGAAUUAAAAAUGGCGUCGGGAUCUGUUCAAAUAAUGAAGAAAAGGAAUACAAUUUAAGGUAAAGAGAAGGGAAAUUUUUUAUAAUUUUCAAAUAGGGCCAAUUUUGCUAGCAUAUCCACCUGUGCUUUGAUUUUUAUAAUGCAGCGUUCAAAACUUUAGCAAUGGAUACGUUAGGAGCGCUAAUUAUAUCUGUAGUUUGAAUAACUCAAUACAGUAGAUGUAUGAAAUUGAACUAACCUCUGUUGCAAAAGUCUUUAGACAAAAUGUCUAUUCAUUUUUCAGCCGCCUAAACGUCAUUAAUGAGAAUCAAAAGUAGUUAGCUAAAAUCAGAUUUUUGUGCUCUUUUCGAAUAUCUGAUCAGAAUAUUUCACUGACUCAAUAUUGACUAGGGACAAGCCAAAUGUUUGACAGAGUCGAAAAUGAUGUUCGUACAGAAUUUUAUUGGAUGUAUUUUUGUAUUUUGAUCGAUAUCUACUCUACGCAAAACAUGAAAGAUAUUUUCAUCAGCCAAUUUUAUAAAGCGAAGUUUGCUCUACAAACUAUGCUAUUUAGUUUGGUUUUCUAUCUCGAAACAAAUACAUGCAAUCUGUUGUAUUAUAAAUAGAAGAUCUUGGAAAACUGACUUUUUGGCAGGAUUCUAUUUUACAUACCAAUCAGCUCUCAGAAAAACGUCUACAACCUUUUAUUCAUUUGAGUUGAAGCCUAUUGUCAUAUAUGGUUUUAUAGAGAAUUGAAUGCUCUACAAAUUGCAAAUUUCGAACUGCUUCAAAAUCCAACUUCCAUAAGUAAUGAAUAGCGGGAAAACAUGUGUUUUCUUCAUCGAGAUGUCAUUCUUCGCCUCUUUCAAGUAUUAACUUACAGCUAACCAAUCUUAAGCUAAAGAGAUAUCCUGAACACAUAUCAGAAAAGAGCAGAUAAGACUGACUCUAAGGAUCUACUUUUGGUUCGUAUCAAAUACUUUUAGCGGCUGAAAGAUGAACAAACAUUUGCAGAAUGACUUUUUUGUACAGACAUCAUUUUUCACUCUGUCAAACAUUUGGCCCAUUUCUAAUCAAUGUUAAGUCAGAGAAAUAUUCUGAUCAGAUAUUCGGAAAGAGCACAAAAAUCUGAUUUUAGCUAACUGCUUUUGAUUCUCACCAAUGACCUUUAGGCAACUGAAAAAUGAAUAAACAUUUUGUCUAAAGACUUUUGCAACAGAGGUUAUUUUGGUAAAAUUUUUUAAGAAUACAAUUGAUGAUAUAUCUCAAG